Messenger RNA from Clunio marinus, 186 nucleotides. The record is from the annotation of a GenBank genome assembly. Lineage: Eukaryota; Metazoa; Arthropoda; Insecta; Diptera; Chironomidae.
AUGAAAGAAAGUCUCGCAAUCGUCCAUAAUGAUCUUCGUAAAUUUGAAAGACUAAAUUGGGAUGGGAAAAAUCUCAUCAAUUUAUUUAUAAGCAAAUUGUUUCGACAAUUGUUUACACUUAAUGGAAAAUCUUAUUUUAGGAACGAUGUGGAUGAGACACGAAAAAGAUCGGUUGAUGAUGAUUAA